Bactrocera tryoni is the source of this 1154-nucleotide messenger RNA. RefSeq lists its product as uncharacterized. Bases 36 to 1154 code for a protein of 372 amino acids. Lineage: Eukaryota; Metazoa; Arthropoda; Insecta; Diptera; Tephritidae. The transcript is spliced from 2 exons. The record is from RefSeq and is a predicted model, not a curated record.
GCCUAUCACAAAGAUUGUCAUUGAAAUUAUUGAAAAUGACGACCAUCAACUGCCCCCUAUGCGUAGAUAGCCAUCUACUCCGCUGGUGCCCAAAGUUCCGCCAGAUGUCCCCAGAAGCUAGGCUGAGGACCACAUUAAUCCACCGAUUUUGCAGCAACUGCCUCGCGUCGAGCCAUUCGAAAAAUGAAUGCGACAGCGUAAUACGCUGCAAACGUUGCGGCAACCCACACCACACGAUGCUUCAUGGCAUCGGGUCAGACGCCGAAGAACAAGACGACGAUGUCAUUGAAUUGACAUGGGCACAGCAAGUCGAGGCAGCGGAAAUGGAGGAGAAUUCAUUGGCAAUCGGCCCGACGUAUUCGGAGCCCAAUCAACCAUGUCCACCAACGUCAACAGUCAAGCAGCCGCAAAGCUCUGACCAACGAUGCCUCUCCCGCAUACCACACGCCCAAGAUCGAGCCAGACUCGAGUCGUCUCGCCGACUUCGGCGUGCUGGUAACUUCCUUUCGGAUUGGCGGCAUGGCAACGAUCGACUGAGACUCGAUUCGUCUCAGCGACAUUGUCCGGACCGAACCAGACUCGAUUCGUCUCGUCGGCCACCCCAUCCGAAGCGAAGGCGUGGAAGAGACGUUCGUCGUCAAGCCGAUGCACGCCGUAUUAUAAAGGAGAGGCAUGCAACACAACCUUGGCAACAAAGACUUGCGCUAUCACCAACCGCCUUAAUAAGAGUACGAACUGCAACCAGGUUCGUAACAGUGCGGGCCAUGAUUAGCCCAGUUAGUCCAGCCACGGUUAUCCUCGCCUCCACAAUUGCACGAUUGCGACUGCAUACGCAUGCACGAGGAGACAGCCGAGUGUGCGAACUCAUGUUUCGGGACAACCAGGGUGGAGAUACAGAAAUCUCCGUGAGUGCCCAAAUUCAGCGACGUCCGUUAACACCGACGCCAGUAAAGUCUCUGGAAGACCAUUUGGUUCAACAAUUCCGCAACCUAAGACUGGCAGACAACGAAUUCCACAGAGCAGCGCCAGUCGAAAUAAUCUUGGGAGCGGACGUUUACUCCCGGCUCAUGUUGCCCGGGUUACAACCAGCGGCAAUGGGCCAACUCAUCGCCCAAAAUACGACACUGGGAUAUAUAAUAUCCGGUGUCGUAUAA